Molecule: messenger RNA, 1300 nt
Organism: Dioscorea cayenensis subsp. rotundata (Guinea yam)
Lineage: Eukaryota; Viridiplantae; Streptophyta; Magnoliopsida; Dioscoreales; Dioscoreaceae
Product: protein GIGAS CELL1
Exons: 3
Coding region: 132-773 (213 amino acids)
Biological process (GO): regulation of nuclear division; negative regulation of ubiquitin protein ligase activity
Cellular component (GO): nucleus
Source: RefSeq, a predicted model, not a curated record
CCCUAUAAAAUUCGAAACCCUUGUUUCCAUCUCGAAUCUCAAUGCAGUCCACCCGAUCCCCAUUUCCACUCCAAGAACCCCAGCGCUCAAGAAUCCGAGACGAAGAACCCCUGAUCCGCAGGUAGGAGACGAUGCCGGAGUUGAAGGAAUGGAUGGUGAGGGUUGGGAAAGUGGAGGAUGGCGUGUGGAUGAGGAGGGGAGCAAGUCCUCGGUCGCCGAUGGUGAUCGCGGUGGAUAACAAGGAGAACUUGCCCCCUUGGAGGAGUGCUCGUCGCCGGAGGAGCCCGCUUCCGGCCUGGUACCCUCGUACUCCGCUCAGGGACAUCACCGUCAUCGUUCGUGCUUUGGAAAGGAGUAGAGCUCGCAUGGAAGCAGCUGCAGCUGAGAGGAGGAGGCUUGGUAUUGGGACUGAAUCAUCACCAAGGCUCUUACUCUCCCCAAGCCCUUUGCCUCCAGUAUCCAGUCCUUCUGGUCAGACACCAUCCACUCCACACCCAGCUUCUAAUAUUUCUGAUUCUACUGCAACUACUAAUACAACAGUCCUAGUUACCACAACUCCACCCCCAGCUGAUCAAUCACUUGAGACCUUAUCCCCUCCCCUGUCAGUGAAGCCCUCUGCUAAAACUCUGAAUCCAAUUGAAGCUGAAGAGAAGCUAUGCAGGUCAAUUGAUGUGAUUGAAAAGUCAGUGCUGAAGAACCUGAAGAAGACCAAAGAGCAAAACACUAGGAGGACAACCACUGCACGGAGGAACAUUCUUCUGUCAAUGCGCUGAUUACUGAAACAUUUCGUUUCAGCUGUGAAAUUCUGGUUUAAAGACAGACACUCUUGUGGACCCACUGAAUGAGCUCAAUUCAGUUGAAGCUCACUGCUACUCUUUUUUUGCUGUCAUCUCCUGCUUGGGGCUUAGUAGGGUUAUGUAAUUUGACUUCUGUAGUUCUGUGUACAUAUGCCAUUGCUACGAGUGGCUAGAGAGACUUUGGGGUUUCUCUAUGGUUUUGGGAGAUUAGAAGGGGUUAAGGUGCUGUGCGUGUCUACCCUAACGUACAAUUCUUGUUGGCCAUGAAAUUGUUUGUUGUCUCAAGAGAUUUUUAGAGUGACUCUUUUUGAGUCCAUAAGCUGUAACUUCGACAUAGUGCACUGAAGCAGUGCUUAGUUUACGUAGUCUUAAGAAAUGCAUUUAUUGCUUAAAGUCUAAUUGUCUGUGUGUGUGUUUUUUUUAUUAUGGUCUCAGUUAUUUGUUAUUGUGCGUGUAUUCUGGUUGCUUGGAAAUUUAUUUGUCUUUUUGUUUUAUUGUCUUUA